CAAAAAUAUAACAACAGGAAAUGGUCAUCAAAACAUAGCUGACAUUUUCACUUUAAGUAUACUCUAAUUAACCUUCGGUGUUUCCUGUUUGAAAGCCUUAUUGUACAAAGUAAAAUGGUCUUCUUAAACCAUGAAUUAUUUGCCCAUUCAGUUAUUUAUAAUGACAAAUAUUUAUUUAAUUCAAAAUUGACAAAUUUCCAUUCAAAGGGGUCAAACAAUCAUAUUUAAAUUCUAGCAAUAUUAUACUUAACAUCAUUCAGUUUGUGACUUGGUGAUAAGCUAGGACCAUGUUUCAGAUCACAGUUUUGAGUAUCUUUAUCGUCCUUAUUUUGGACAUCAAUGGAUAUGUGAUUGAAUCAAAAGAUAAAGAUGAAAACCUUGAAAAACGUGCAGUGAGAUAUAAAUAUGAUCCAGAAUAUCAAAGAAUACCAGCAAAACAAACACCGCCACCACCAGCUCGACGUGAACUCUCAAAUGAUGAAACUGAUGCUUUCCCUGAAACUCGACAAGAGAUAUAUAAAUAUGAACCAAAAUAUCUAAGAAUUCCAGUGAAACAAACACCGCCACCACCAGCUCGACGUGAAUUCUCAAAUGAUGAAACUGAUGCUUUCCCUGAAACUCGACAAGAGAUAUAUAAAUAUGAACCAAAAUAUCUAAGAAUUCCAGUGAAACAAACACCGCCACCACCAGCUCGACGUGAACUCUCAAAUGAUGAAACUGAUGCUUUCCCUGAAACUCGACAAGAGAUAUAUAAAUAUGAACCAAAAUAUCUAAGAAUUCCAGUGAAACAAACACCGCCACCACCAGCUCGACGUGAAUUCUCAAAUGAUGACACUGAAGCUUUCCCUGAAACUCGACAAGUGAUAUAUAAAUCUGAUCCAAAAUAUCUAAGAAUGCCGCUGAAACAAACACCCCCACCACCAGCUCGACGUGAAUUCUCAAAUGAUGACACUGAAGCUUUCCCUGAAACUCGACAAGUGAUAUAUAAAUCUGAUCCAAAAUAUCUAAGAAUGCCGCUGAAACAAACACCCCCACCACCAGCUCGACGUGAAUUCUCAAAUGAUGACACUGAAGCUUUCCCUGAAACUCGACAAGUGAUAUAUCUAUUAGAUCAACAAUACGAAAGAACUUUCUUGAAAGGAACACCUCCACCACCUACUAAAGAUGAAACUGUUGUUUUUGCUGAAACUGGAGGAGAGAAGUAUGAUUAUGAUCCAGAAUAUGUAAAAUUUGCUGGACGUGAACUCCCUAAAGAGGACACUGGAGUAAAUGCGCAACUCCAUAGAGUGAUAGAGAAGCUGCGUCAAUUCUGGGAUAAAAAAACGAGUUAAUGAAGGUAAGUAUGGCAACCUUUCCAUGAUGAACACUGUAAGUACAAAUAUUAUACAUGUUUUAUUUUUAUUAAAACAAUAAUACAGUAUUGUUUACUAUGUCAGAGUAUUUUGGAGUUAAGUCAACUUUUUGAAUUAAAAUAAAACUGGCAUCAUAAUUUAUUGAUAGCCUGAGUAGGGAAUUUCUUAUUAGUUGUAUUUAUUCUAUCGAUAUCAUUAAUAGUUUUAUCAAUACCAUUGUAUCUAUUGAUCUCUGUCACAGGUGAAGAAAGGUUCUACUUUUACUGGUCUGUUAAUAUUAUUAACUGUUCAAAGUUAUAACUGAUACCUAAAUGCAUUUAUAUUACAGGGCAAAGAAAAAGAAAGGCAUUGAAGAAUGGAAAUCCCAAAUCUGGAAAAGAUGGACACCAUGAGUUUUUAAUCAAUUCUUAUUAGGACUAGAUAUCUAUAUUUUGCAGACUAGGUCAUUUUGGUAUAUGAUCUUGAUUAGCUUUAGAUUUACUACAAAGAGAUUACAUCUCAGUGUUCUUUGGGAUGGUGACCAAACAAAAAUUGGUAUGGGUUGAAUGAACAUUAUGCUGAUGACAAACAUUGAUUUUUAGCCAUUCACAAGUGAAGUGCACAUUGCACUUUUGCAUACAGCGGUACAAAGCCAUUUAAAAAACAUAUCACAAGCUUACAGAAUGAACAUUUUAUUGACGUAACAAAAUAUAAAAUGGUAAUCUCCAACAUAUCACCAUUGCAGGUAAAGAGGAUUAGUGUAAGUGAUCGUAAGAUGGCAAAAUCAUUAAAACAUUUUGAGAACUUGAUUGGUUGAAUUGUGCGUAUUGAUUGAAAAAUCAACUUGAGUUGAUCUAUUUCAACAAAUCAAAAUAUUUCAAAAAAGAUUUAUUGAGUAAGAAAAAAUGCAUUUUUUAAUUUGUUGGAAAAUUGAACACUUUACAAGUAGGAUAAAAAGGAGCUAAUUUUGUCAGAUUUUGAUUUAUCAUUUAGCCAUAGCAGUGUGCUGUCUAUCCAAGAGACACUGCCAUUGGGAGAUUGACAAAAAAAUUUAGAACAGAGUCACAUUAAUCGAAAGAAAUAACAACAGUGCAUCUGAGUACAUCUUGAAGGAGAACUUGCUGUAAUUAAAUUAACUGCAAUUUCAUUUAAACUUUGGACACCAUCCAUAAGGAAUUAAUAAUUAUGUAUUUGAUAUCUAUCAGAAAAUACAAAGAACAUCACUGUAGCAUUUCAUCCUUCAAUUUUAGAUGUGGAAAUAAAAUAAAUAUGCAAA
This is a messenger RNA of Owenia fusiformis, 2607 nucleotides long. The record is from the annotation of a GenBank genome assembly. Lineage: Eukaryota; Metazoa; Annelida; Polychaeta; Sabellida; Oweniidae.